AUGAUCAAAUCUGGAUCUGUUCUAAUCGCAUUUGUGCUCUGCCUGUUGGCGGGCGACGCUAAUAGCUCAUUAUCAAUUACCUGCAAUGGCAAUCCACAGCAGGAUUACCUGAAGAUUAACUCGAAGUACUUCUUUAUAUGGCACACAAAGGUUGGCUGGUUUCAUGCAUCACACAUAUGCCGGCGAUUUGGCGGAGAUCUGGCCCUUAUCGAAUCGGAAGAGGAGAUGACGUCUAUUUCCAAUUUUCUACUGAGCCAGGGUUAUGACGGCUCCGCUUGGUUUUGGACAUCGGGCAACGAUAUUGUUCAAAAUCGUCGUUUCGAAUCAAUAACAAACGGAAUGCCCUUGAACUAUACCAAAUGGUCACAUGGCGAGCCCGAUAAUGCGGGUGGCAACGAGCAUUGCGUGCAUUUGUGGUUACGUGAUGGCUCCUUCAAAAUGAACGACUGGAUAUGUCGUGAAAGGGCUCAUGUCUUAUGUCAAAACCAAAAUCACACACGUUGCUGGGAGGCUUAUAAUUAA
Molecule: messenger RNA, 522 nt
Organism: Drosophila novamexicana
Lineage: Eukaryota; Metazoa; Arthropoda; Insecta; Diptera; Drosophilidae
Product: C-type lectin 37Db-like
Exons: 2
Coding region: 1-522 (173 amino acids)
Biological process (GO): biological process involved in interspecies interaction between organisms
Cellular component (GO): external side of plasma membrane
Molecular function (GO): carbohydrate binding
Source: RefSeq, a predicted model, not a curated record